AUGGAACAGGGAGCAAAGUCUACACCAUGGACAUACUUCUUCAUUCGCCUGCUCUUCAAGUUUGUUCUUAAAGUAUUCUAUGGCUCUAUUAUCCUGGAGAAUGAGCACUUCAUUCCUAAGCGCGGAGCAUGUAUCCUCAUGGGAAACCACUCGAAUUCGCUCACCGACGCGAUACUGUUGAUAGCGGCUAUCCCGUCAAAGCGCCGAAAUUUGUUGCGUAUGACAGCCAAGGACACGCAGUUUGGACGCAAGACGUUUACAAGUUGGCUCAUCGAAUCCGUCGGCACGGUCCCUAUAAAGCGACGUAAAGAGCACGGAGAUGAUGCAGACAAUACCGUCGCCAUCCAGGGUCUGGUCAACUCGCUAGGAGCAGGUGAUUGCAUCUGCAUCUUUCCCGAGGGCAUGAGCAGGUAUCAUCCGGGAAUGGCACCUCUCAAGACCGGUGGAGCACGUAUUGUCUCGGACACUCUCACUGCCCAGCGCGACAAUCCAGACUUCGAGCUCACUGUUCUGACAUGCUCAAUCACCUAUAUGCAUCGCGAACGCUUUCGUUCAGACGUCCUCAUCUCCUUUAACCGGCCACUAAAACUUCGUCCAAAGGAAUUCCCCCAACUGCUGCAACCCGUCGAGUUUUCCGUAAUUCGAUCUCUUACAGCGUUUCUUCAAAGCCAAAUCAGCUCGGGAACUAUCGAUGCACCUACAUGGUCAACUGUACGCAUCGCAAAGCUGGCAGCUAGGAUGUACGCACCGCUAGGAACUCGCAUGACGCUCGGCGACCAUGUACGCGUGACAAAGGUGUUUGCAGAUGCCUUUGCCGGCGCGACGCCGCGCAAGUGGGAAGAAGUGGCCCCAGAGGCAUCGGAUUGGGCCAGUGGCAAGAGUGACACCUCUACAGAGGAUGCGUCCAUCGACGCCGUCUUGAGUGCGGCACGGGAGAGUACACAAGCGAAACGCGAUCUACUCGCGAAAGAUCUUGGGGAGUACCAAGACUUUCUAUCACACUUGGGCAUCAAGGACGAACGGCUUCGACGAGCGGCCCCUCGCGCAUUCUUGUUCUAUCGCAUUCUCCUUCGACUGACAUGGAUGGUUGUACUGCUUACUAUCUCCAUCCCAGGACUGAUUCUCUGGGCACCAAUCUACGCAACCACGUCGUAUGCAGUUUGGCGAUUCAAGAUGUCCGGACCCAUAUGGGAUACAUUUGAUGAAAUUGCACAGUACAAGAUGAUAUAUGGCCUCGGAUCAGCAGUCGUUGUAUACAUACUCUGUAUCCUUUUCACAUGGCCGAUCGCCUUUAUCACCUCUUGGGCGGUACCUAUAUUACUGUGGAUGACACUACGGUGGUGGGAAGAUGCAGUUUCGGCUGCCCGUGCGCUCAACGCACUUGUGCGGCUGUUUCUACUCGGACGCCACGAGUUGCGGAGGACCAAGACGUGGAGAGAUAAAUUAUGA
This is a messenger RNA of Serendipita indica DSM 11827, 1449 nucleotides long. The record is from the annotation of a GenBank genome assembly. NCBI's taxonomy places the organism in Eukaryota, Fungi, Basidiomycota, Agaricomycetes, Sebacinales, Serendipitaceae.